Chiroxiphia lanceolata (lance-tailed manakin) is the source of this 1667-nucleotide messenger RNA. RefSeq names its product RWD domain containing 2A (gene RWDD2A). Gene Ontology annotation, molecular function: protein binding. Lineage: Eukaryota; Metazoa; Chordata; Aves; Passeriformes; Pipridae. The record is from RefSeq and is a predicted model, not a curated record.
GCGAUGGGCGGGGCUUAGUCUGCGACGUGGCGCCUGGACCACGCCCACCCCUCUGAGGGCUGCGGCCGGGCCGAGUGCAUCCCGCCCGUACCCCGCUCCUGCGGGAAAAUCCGGCUGUGUCUGGGACGGGUCGGGCUCUCGGGGAUAUCCAGUCUUGCACAGCUUCACUGACGUCACGCUCGGGCUCCGAACUGCCGCCCCAGUGUGCUGGUUUUGCCUGGGGCGGAGUUAUUUUUCUUCGCAGUGGCUGGCGGGCGUGGAGGACAGCGCAAUGGCGGUCACGGUAAAAGAAUGCCUGGAGCUCCAGCUACUGGAAGUGGAAAUGCUCCUUUCGAUGUUUCCCAAAAGAGGUGAAAUCAAUCUGGAUAAAGAUGCUGUGCCCAGCGUCCAGCGCUACCUUAAAAACUCUGGUGGAGCUCUGCCCCCGCAGCUCGAAUAUUGCAUCGCUCUUGAGGUAGGGGAGGCGAAGGUAAAGGUGGAAUUGCAGGUACACCUUCCUCAUAUGUAUCCUCAGGUAGCUCCUCAGCUUUUUGCCAGAUCAGAUGCACUGCACAGGCAGCAACAGUUGCAGCUCAACACCCAUCUCACUUCUCACAUCAGCUCUCUGGAUUCAGGUGAUCUGUGUAUAUGUGAAGCUGUGCAGUGGGUGAAGGACAACAGCCUGCCUUACUUGGAAAACAGUAAAAUCUCUUCUGAAUGUGCUUCAAAAGAAGUCAGAGUUAAAGAAUUUUUGCAUCGCAUGUGGAUCUACAGCCACCAAUACAGGCAGGAAUUGAGAAAAAAGAUUUUUGACUCUGCAAAGAAGUUAAAUCUGACUGGCUUCUGCCUAACUGGGAAACCUGGUGUCAUCUGUGUGGAGGGGCUCCAAGAAAACUGUGAAGAGUUCUGGCGUGUUAUUAGAUAUCCCAACUGGAAGCAUAUUUCAUGCAAGCACGUGGACAUCAUAGAAACAGAGGGAAACAUUGAUGAUAUUCGUCUCUUUCAUGGUUUUGAAGACCUGCAGUUUCAGGCACAUGGUGGUUACGGCCUGAGGAAUGACUAUCACAUGGAUCUUGGCCAGUUCCUAGAAUUCCUGAAACAGCAUCAAAGUGGACACAUUUUUCAGAUUUUAUUUGGUGUUGACGGCAAACUUUCAGACAAAUAAGAGAAACUGUGUAAGGGGUUCUAAUUUUGGAGAGCAACCACUGAAAUACUGGGCCUUACAGCUACUGUGAAAAGGCAAACUUUAAACACUUGAACCAUUCUUCUCGGAUAUUAAUCUUAGCUUCUGUUCUGAAUUGCCACAUAUUUUUGAGAAGUGUUCACUGAUUUUCUAGGACCCUAGAAUUGGCAUUUGUGACUACGAGCCAGGCCUCAAAGUGCCUGCAAGGUGAUAAACACCCCACGCUAUAGUAUCCUGAAUUACACACUGCUGUCUCCUCAUCUCUACUGUGUUGUGUGUUCUAAGGUGUGGUGCAGGCCUGUAGUUAACUUCUACAUAUAGCUGUGGGAUACCAAAGUGGCUGCACUCACAGAUGAACGUGGCUUCCAAUGCGAAAGCACACCCAGCUCAAGGAAGACUCACUGCUACAUUAAUGAGUUUGUGCGUCCAGUGUCCCACUGCUUCGCAGAGCAUCCACUUCUCACUUCAUUCAAACAAUCCAUUAAAUGCAAAGGCUUGUGUCCAA